This is a messenger RNA of Brassica napus (rape), 2615 nucleotides long. RefSeq names its product B3 domain-containing protein REM7-like. The record is from RefSeq and is a predicted model, not a curated record. Lineage: Eukaryota; Viridiplantae; Streptophyta; Magnoliopsida; Brassicales; Brassicaceae. The coding region runs from base 16 to 831 and encodes 271 amino acids. Gene Ontology annotation, molecular function: DNA binding. The transcript has 2 exons.
ACUCGAUUGUUGCAAAUGGAAACUCCCCGAGAACCUCAUUUCUUCAAGCCUCUUCUUCCUGGUUUUCAAAGUGGCGUCGCAAUACCACUUGACUUCUACUCAAAACACAUACAAGGGGCUGAGAUCAAUAAACCAUGGAAGCUAAGAUCGGACGCUUCGGAUCAAAUUUGGGAGGUGAUCCGAGAAGGCAGGACACUCACCAAAGGUUGGAAAGAGUUCACCGAAGCACAUGAUCUUCGAAUCGGUGACAUUGUCAUCUUCAAACACGAAGGAGACAUGGUCUUUCAUGUGACUCCUUUUGGUCCUAGCUGUUGUGAGAUUCUGUAUACACAUCCUCACAUCGUUAAGGAAGAAGCCGACGCGGAUGAUGCUCCUACUUUCUCAUACGACUACUGCUUCUUGGCUGAGGUUACUCCUACAAAUCAAAAGGACGACAAAAUGUUUCUUCCUGUGGAAGCUAUGAGGUGUGGUGCUUUGAACCAACAAUGCAAAGAGGUCAAACUUGUCAACAAGGAGGGAAAGUCAUGGACUGCGCGCUUCGGAUUUAGCGAAUCAGACGGCGCAUAUUACAUCACCAGAGGGUGGAGAAAGUUCUGUCGUGAUAACAGAUGCACCAACGGAGAUUUGUUUGUGUUCAACGUGGUUGGAGACGGGACGACAACUCCAUUACUGUGUGUAUGUCCGGAAAGGAAGGAGUGUACUGAACUACUGAUCAAGCACUUUAGCAGAAUCGAUGGUAAGUCUUCUCAUUUGACUUGUUUGUGUUGUCUAUAUCUUCAAUGUUACUACUUUGCUUAUGCUUUAACUUGUGUUCUCUUAUUCUACAGGUAGCAUUGUUUCUACCUCACGAAAUUAGAUGGCUCUUUUGCGGUCUUUCCUCUCUAUCAUCUUAACUUGUUUCUUUUUGUUUCAUUAGCAACUUAUCAACUUAUGUAUUUCGGUUUGUAAAACUUGAAUGGUUUUUCUAUGUGAACUUUUAUGCUAAGUUAAACAUUCUCGAACUUAAUUCCUUUGUUGAAUGCGUAGACUGAUCAUCGAACAAAAUGUUUCUAUGAAUUGAAUUUAAGUUAAGAAACUUGGCUAAAAUUUUAAAACAUAGCUUUUCUACAUUUGAAAACACAAACCAAAAUAUUAAAACAUUUUUCGAAAGCCAAAACUUAAACUCCAAAACUCUAAAAUAGCUUUUCUACAUCUAAAAACACAAACCAAAAUAUUAAAACAUAUCUCAAAACCAAAACUUAAACUCCAAAACUAAAACAUAGGUUGAAUAAAAUGUUUUCAUAAAUUUUAUAAUAUAUUUUAAUAUUUUUUUCAUGUAUUCUGAAUAAUUUUAAAUUUAAAAAAAAAUUAAAAAAAUAUUAUUAUUUUAUUCCUAUGAACUCCUUCUUCGGAUUCACUAAUGCAGAAAACAACAAAUUCGGAUUCAUAACUGUUUAUGGGCCCACAAAAAAAUAUUAAAAAAAUUUGGUGAACCCCAGAGUGGGGUUCACCAAUGCUCAUGCUCUAAGUACAUCAGUUUUUUUUUCUGAAAAUACAUGUAUAAUUUUCUUUUUACAAAAGUUUAUAUGGGUCAUCUGACCCCCCUGGUGUAGCACUGGCUCCGCCACUGAUGACUGUACAAUCGACAUCGGUGGUGUUUCGUAGUAACUCAUAGAUUUAUUCACUUUUUAUCGGAGAUUUCUUCGUCUCUACGCUUUUUUGGUUGAGCAAAGUUUGUAUCCACUUACUAAAAAAUAAUUUGUUUAGCUUGACUUCGAUUUCAGAAUUAAAUACACGCUUUCGUCAACUUGGCUUUCGAAGACUUGUUAAAUCUGAAGCCCAAGUUACAAAAAAGAAUAUUAUUAUUUUCAAGCGAUCAUCAUAUUUCUUCGGCCAAAAACAUUGAAAUAAUUUAGAAGUCUUCGUCAACUUUUUGUUUUACCCAAAGGAAAGAUAAUACUAUGCUAAAAUCCAUAACCCUAAAUCUAGACCAAAUCCGAACCAAAAAAUCCAAUCCGUAUCCGGUCCGAAAUAUAAAAAAUACUCGAAUGAAUUUUGCAGGGUGUUACAAAACAUAUUCGAACCCAAAGUGUUAUUAACCGAAUUCGAAUGGGUAAUCCGAAAAACCCAGAAAAACUCAAAAAUAUCGAUUCGAAUGUCCAAAUUAAUGUACGAUAUUAAUAUUUGAAACAUAUAUAUACUUCAAAUAUUCAAUUAUGGAUAAAAUAUUUAACAAUAUGUAUUAAAAAAUAAAUAAAUACCUUAAAUACUCUAUUAUAUUUGAAAAAUUAUAUAUUUUAUGUUUUACUUUUAAAUUUUACCUUGGAUAUAUCUGAACAGAUUCGAUAGAACCAGAAUCCGAAUGAUAUAUGAUUACUUUAGAUAUAUCUGAACCGAUCCGAACCCGAAGUAUUAUAUCCGAAUUCGAUUUGUACUUGUAAAUUUAUUAGAAUGACACCUAGGCGGUGUUACAAAACAGAACCGAAAUCCGAAAAACCCGAUCCGAACCCAAAUGGGUAUCCGAACGCCCAAGCCUACCUAUAUUUUUUUUAUCAAUCCUUAUAUUUGUCCAUAUAAUAUUUUGGCAAAAAAAAAAUUAUAAUAAAUAGCUUGACUUGGGUUUCAAGAUGUAAACU